GAGCCGCCUGUCAGUCGGUCUGUCCGUCUGGUCCGGGCAGCCGGCGGGGGAGGUGGUGGUUUCAUGGCAGCUGCGGUGCCCGGCGCCCCCGCCCCUCUUCAUGUGGUGACUGGGGGAGAGAAGGCCGGGCCCGCGGGGUUCGGUCCCCCGCCCCCCUGAGGAGGAGGCUGGGGAGCCGCUAUGGCAGCGCCGCACAGAUGAAACUUUGACUUUCCUGAAGGGUGUUCCUGUGGAUUUUGCGAAUGAACAUCCCUGAUACCCUCAGCCUUCCUGAGAUGGCAAGUCCGGCAGUCAGCCCAGACUCUUCCUCCCACGAGGCUCUUUCUUCUGUCAACUCUGCGCCCGCAUGCUCCCCCACCUCAGAUUCAGAGAACCUAAGCCCAGAUGAGCUGGAGCUGUUGGCAAAGUUGGAGGAACAGAACAGGCUGCUGGAAGCAGAUUCCAAGUCCAUGCGCUCCAUGAAUGGCUCCCGCAGGAACAGUGGCUCCUCCUUGGUCUCCAGCUCCUCAGCCUCCUCAAACCUAAGCCACCUCGAGGAGGACACCUGGAUCCUAUGGGGGAGGAUUGUCAACGAAUGGGACGAAUGGCGGAAGAAGAAAGAGAAACUGCUGAAGGAGCUCAUACGGAAAGGAAUCCCACACCACUUCCGAGCCAUCGUAUGGCAGCUGCUGUGCAGUGCCACAGAUAUGCCUGUCAAGAACCAGUAUUCAGAGCUGCUGAAGAUGUCUUCCCCCUGCGAGAAGCUGAUUCGGAGGGAUAUAGCCCGCACAUAUCCUGAGCAUGAGUUCUUCAAGGGACAGGACAGCCUAGGCCAAGAGGUCCUUUUCAACGUCAUGAAGGCCUAUUCCCUAGUGGACCGUGAGGUUGGAUAUUGUCAGGGCAGCGCAUUCAUCGUGGGAUUGCUGCUAAUGCAGAUGCCUGAAGAAGAGGCUUUCUGUGUGUUUGUGCGACUGAUGCAGGAAUAUCGAUUACGAGAGCUAUUCAAACCCAGCAUGGCUGAGCUGGGCCUCUGCAUCUACCAGUUUGAGUACAUGCUGCAGGAGCAGCUGCCUGAUCUGAACAUUCACUUCCGCUCCCAGAGUUUCCUCACCUCCAUGUACUCGUCGUCCUGGUUUCUCACCCUCUUCCUCACGACCUUCCCUCUGCCUGUGGCCACUCGAGUGUUUGACAUCUUCAUGUAUGAGGGUCUGGAGAUCGUCUUCCGUGUGGGGAUGGCCCUCCUGCAGUUCAACCAGGCAGAGCUGAUGCAGCUGGAUAUGGAGGGGAUGUCGCAGUAUUUCCAGAAGGUGAUUCCUCAUCAGUUCGACAGUUGCCCGGACAAGUUGAUCCUGAAGGCAUACCAGGUCAAAUACAACCCCAAGAAAAUGAAGAGGCUGGAGAAGGAGUAUGCUGCAAUCAAAAACAAAGAGAUGGAGGAGCAGAUUGAGAUCAAAAGGCUCCGGACUGAAAAUCGCCUCCUGAAGCAGCGGAUCGAGACCCUGGAGAAGGAGAGCGCUGCCUUGGCAGAUAGACUGAUCCAGGGCCAAGUCACCCGCGCACAGGAGGCCGAAGAGAAUUACAUCAUCAAGCGAGAGUUGGCGGUGGUGAAGCAGCAGUGCAGCUCAGCCACGGAGAACCUGCAGAAGGCCCAGAGCACCAUCCGGCAGCUGCAGGACCAACAGGGAAACCCCCGGUUCACGGAGGAGUUUGUGAAUCACCUGGAAACAGAGUUGGAGCAGUCGCGUCUGAGGGAGACGGAGACAUUGGGCGCACUCAAGGAGAUGCAGGACAAAGUGCUGGACAUGGAAAAGAAGAACAGCUCGCUGCCCGACGAGAACAACGUGGCCCGUUUGCAGGAGGAGCUCAAGGCAUUGAAGGUACGCGAGGUGGCGGCGCUGACCUCAUUCAAGGAGCUACAGCUGCAAGUGAAGGAUCUCAACGACAGCUGGCAGGCUCAUCUGUCGCGGACAGGCGGGCGCUGGAAGGAGUCCCCCCGCAAGAACACCAUGAACGACCUCCAGGACGAGCUGAUGACCAUCCGCCUGCGGGAGGCCCAGGCCCAGGCCGACCUCCGUGAGCUGCGGCAGAGACUGGUGGAGCUUGAAACCCAGGAUCAGAUUCACAGUAAUCUGCUGAACCGGACGGAGCAGGAGUGCCUAGGGCUGCAGGAGAAGCUGCAAUACCUCACUGCCCAGAACAAAGGGCUGCAGACGCAGCUGAGUGAGACCAAGCGCAAGCAUGCGGAGUCCGAGUGCAAGAGCAAAGAGGAGGUGAUGGCAGUGCGGCUGCGGGAGGCCGACAGCAUGGCAGCCGUGGCAGAGAUGCGGCAGCGGGUCGCUGAGCUGGAGAUCCAGAGGGAAGAAGGGAUGAUCCAGGGCCAGCUGAACAACUCUGACUCUUCCCAGUACAUCCGGGAGCUCAAGGACCAGAUUGAUGAGCUCAAGGCUGAGAUCCGGCUGAUGAAGGGCCAGAAGCCCUUUGAGGACUCCAUGGGCUUUGAUGGCAUCCACAUUGUGAGCCACCUGGCGGUGGACGAGGACUCGCUGCACUCCUCAGAUGAGGAGCUGCUGACCAACCCCAUGGUGGUGGGCGCGCUGCAGGACGUGCUGUACCCGCUCUCACCCUGCAAUGCCCGCUUCCUGCGGGGCAUGGAGAGCUCCGGCAAGGAGAGUGACGGCUCCACGGACAGUGAGCCUGAGGACCCCACCUCCACCACGGAGGCCGAUGGCGAGAUGGAGCCGCAGAUCAUCUUCGGAGAGACCCUCAGCAAGUGAGAGGAGAUGCCGAUGCCAGGGGGGUCCCCCCCCUCCACCAAACGGGCACUGAGCGCACAGCCUGGAGAGAAGAGACUCCUCUCCUUGGUGCUCUCAGUAGCAGCAGGUGGGGGAGAUCAUAGACCCAACACGAUGGCUGGGCUCAGAGAGCAUUGCACGUUCGCUGCCAUGCGGGGACAGCUCUCCAGCCAGCCUGUGUUAUACAGAACCUCUACUUUGAUUGUUGUCUGCACUGCCUUUCUCCUGCUCUGUCAUCACCAGUAGUUACACUCCGACUCCAUUGAGUAACCCUCGUUCGCCCCACCCCUCCCCUAAUGCCUCCUUCUUGUAUUGCCCUCCCCCAAAAGUUUGCACACUUGAGAACUCAGCUCAAUGUCAUUGUGAGCGGGGGUGGAAGCGGCAAGGCCGCUGGAUAUCCGGGCCCAAUGACCAUCCACCGAGUCUGAGCACCCGUGGGCAACUGGCCAACAAACCAUUUCCCUCCCCUCCACACUCAGAGGGCGGGAAGUUGGGUCCCUCUUCCUUUUAUUUAAAUGUGUGUCCCCGAUGAUCCUGAGAGCAUCUGCUCGGAGAGGGGAGAGUUGGAGGCCUUCAUAUCCCUAUUCCCAAGAGAGCUCUCCCCAGGAUGGGAAGGGCCCGGUGCGGGGGAUUCUGGAUCGAGGAGCCUGCUUGGUUACAUGAGAGAUUAUAUUUUAUUUUUGUUCUCCAUAUGUUAUUUAUUUAAACUGUUAUGAUGCCAACUUGGCUCCCCUCGGAGAGCUCCACACUAAGCUUUAAGUUCUAGGAAAUUACACUGACAUUGUGUCAUAAGGGAAUCUGCGAGCAGCGUUCUGGCCUUCUGCCUUCCUGUCCUCCAUCCGUAAGGGAGCUGUGCUCUCAAUCUCCUGCACCGUUACAUUCUCCAGAAGAUGUUGUAACUGUUGCCUCUCUCUUCUGCUCCAUAUGGCAAACUGCAGGGUUUCCAACCUCCCUGUCUGGAGAGGGCUAUGUGGAAACAAAUCCCCUAGGAGAACCUUUCUUACUCUACCCAGAGAGCCACCUGAAACCUCGUGUCCCGAUCAAGGUCUGUCUGGUGCACAGCAAAGGUGCCCGGUAAUCAGGAGCGGUUUGGGGAGGAGCAGAGAGAGAAGUCCCCAGCUGGGAAUCAUCUGGAGGACGUUUGUUUCUAUGCAUGAUGGGGCUUCACCUCCCUCAGCCAGCCUGGCCUGUGUUCCUCUGAACUGGCUCUCCCAGCUCUGCAGCUGGCACCAUGUUUCCAUAGCCCUGUGAGGUGCCCUCCAGUCCACCAGAGCAGUAAGGAGAUUUGGAGUGAUGGAUGGACAUCAUGCACAGCCCAGCAAGCCCUGGUCAGAUGAUGGAAAUGCCCGCUCCUUGGAGUGGCCCUUAGUAGAGAACUCAGCUCCUAAUCAGAGAGAAACCCAAGCUACUUAUCUCCAAAUGGGCUACCCUGGGCCAGAAUUGCUGAACCAUUUACCACUUCAAAGCCUGCCCUGGUGAUCAGGCAGCAGGUGAAGCAGCUUCCUUGGGAUGGAGCCAGUCUACAAACGUGAUCCCCGUUGAAGGAAUUUUCCAAUAAAGCGCUGCCUGCGGUGCUCCCACCUUGGCUAGCGGCAUCGUUCUUGGCAGCAGUGCCCAUCUGGUAUCAUUUCUGUGGAAGAGCCGGCCAGGCCGACCACCACAGCCCUUCACCCAAAGAGCUUUGCUUGCAGUCAGCAAGCCAGCUCCUCAGCUGGUGCAAAUGCCUAGAGCUCUGCUGCAGUAAAUGGCACUACAUUGAUCUACACCAGCGCAGGAGCUAGUCUGUUUUGUCUACACUCCUAAUUUCCAGUGUGUGAGGGGACAUGGCUGGCUCUGCUUCCCUCACUACAAAACGGUCCAGAUUGCGCUUCCAUUUGUUUGCGACAGAGUCCGAGUAUUGCAUCACUUCCUGCUUCGGGGCUUUACAUCAUUUCCUAGUGGUGGAGAGAUGCCAUAGAGCUGCAAGCACCUGAGGCUGUCGUGUCGGUUCAUUUCCACCCCCUCUGUGCAGCAGCAACACAGCUCCAUUUUAACACCCUUUCGGAGAGCACAGAUGGAAAAUGAAAGUCGAGAUCUCCAGGACUGGCUGCUCCCAGCGGGGAUGGAAGAUCUCGGGUGGCUGGGAUGAAGGCUGAAUUUCCCAGGCACCUGGAUGGCAAAUGAAGGGAGUGGGGCUCAGGACCAGAGUUCACGUGGUGCUGGGACAUGGCGGGAGGGCCCUUUUGGGCCCAUUGUCAUGUCUGUGGGAGAGACUGAUGCUGCUAGGCACAGUGACUGCUUUGAAACCUUGAGCGCAUGGGAUGCUUUGUUGCCCAUUGGCUUUUCUAUUUAUGAAGAGCACCGGCCAUUGAGAGCAGCCUGCGCACAGACCUACUCGGGCAGAGAGAAGAAUGAUGGAAGGGGUGUGGAGCUGGCUGGAUCCAUCAGUCCCUGCCGAGAUUAUCUGGCUGGCUCUUUUAUGGACUUGAGUUUUAUUUCCUCUGGCCCUUUCUUUCUUUCCAUCCUGCCCCUGCUUUACUCCCUCCUCGUAUUUCCCUUCUGCUCUCUGAAUUCAGUAAAGCCGGACAUCCAGCAGCUGAGGAAAACCCAUUCCCAUGGGUGGCUUUGCCUGAUUUCCUCUCCGGCCGAUUGCAAACGUCACUUUCAAUGGACUACACCUCCAACCCUCCCCUGCCAACAGGUAUUGCCAUAGCUCUUCCCUUCCCCGCUGGUGUAUUAAGUUCACUCGGUCUGUUUCCAAAGGAGGGGUGCCUUGGACCUCCCAGCUUGACAGAACCUUCCCCCAUAUCCUAAACCUUCCCCUUCUGAGAUGGAAAACAACAGCCCCAGUGGACCUGAAUACUUGGACUGAGCCCCUCACCGUUCCACCACGUCAUUGGACUGGAGUAUUAUGUACACUUAUAUAAAUAUGGCUGGGAGAGGCUUUGGUUGGGUAUUUAUAAUCUGUAUAUUUUAAUAUAUAUAUUAUAUAUAUAUAUACAUGCUGCACUGUAUUGCCAAAUUCUUGUGAUACCCCUUCCCCCUCCCCCCUCAGAGAGCAGCAGCAUCCCACACAAACUGAGGGUGAUUCACAUGCAGGCCUUUCUCUGCCAUCGUCUUUAGCUCCAGGUGCCACUUUCCUAUGCUGUUUACACCAGAAGAUGGCUGGUGAAUCCAUUUGCUGGUUACGGAGCUGGUCAUGCGCCGCCGCCUUGUUUUAUUUAUUCUGUACAGCGCCAGCCGAGGAUUAGCAGCUUCAGAGAGUGGCCUGAAAGCACAAACCCUUCUGGAAAUAAGGGAUUGAUUUGGAGCUCCUUCCCCCAUUGAUUUCAGUGGAGUUGCUUUAGAUGAACGCUGGGAUAAUAGAUCAGAAUCUGUCCCAUAGGGCCAAGUCCUUCCUGAACUCGGGUUUACCUGGACCUUACCCCGGCAAGGGGCUGAGAGCUUUGCCUAAGGAAAGGCUUUGGCAUUUGGCUCCUAUUAAAGGACUCUGCAAUACUGUUCCUAAGUACUGCAGCUGGGAGCAGUGCUGGGGCCACAGCUGGAGGAUACUGGGCUACAUCUACUACUGAGAGCAAUGUGUUUACACCAGCUAGGGAUUUAGCCCGUUGGCUCCAGCAGAGUGACACUAAUUUCCACCAGAUCUGGCCCUCAGUCCUUAGGCAAAACAUGUCUUUAAAAUCAGUGGGAGCUUCUAGAGUAGGUCCUGAGUAAAUCCUUCCUGGCCUCUGGCUUUGGCUCUUUGACUUUGCUGGGAAUUUUGCUUUAGUCAGGAUCACACCCUUUCUGAGAGGACGGUCCCCUCGGGCGGGUUUAUCACGUUCCAGCAGAGACUACGCAUGUCGCACCUUGCGAUUGGGUGUGGCCCUGCUGGAGGGAGCAGACACUAGCCCUGCUCUGCUGGGCUGGAAUCCUGUCCCCACUUAGACCCACACAGUGGUUUCAGUGGGAUCACACUGGAGUCGGUAAUGGCAGAAUCUAGGGUGCAGAACGAGUGGGCCCCAGAUGCUCCCUUUCCUCCUGCAUGCCCACGUCCACAGCUGCACACUGAGCAAUAAGGUGUUCAGGACCUGCCUCCUGCCCACCGCCACCCCCCAUAAGGAAUCAGCUCUCAGGGAGACGCAGACCCUCCCUUGGACAUCAUCCUGACCACAGAGGUGCUGGGCCAUGAGGAAGGGGGGGAGGGAUAACAUCCUUCCCCCUGGAGACCACCCCAGGAGGUGGCAUGAGCUGACUGCCAGUUUAGCACCCCUUCUUCUUGCUCAGCUGGUGGGGGAGGGGCUCUUCGAUAGGGCGCUGCCUGCAGCCCACAGGAGGUCCCUGGUUCAAGUCAGCAUUGCAGCAACCUGCAUGAACAGAGGGCCAGAUUCUGCUAUUGCUGACUCUCGUGCAAUGCCACUGAAAUGGGUGGGACUGUGUGGGUGUAACCACAGGCUGGAUUCCAGCCCAGCAGAGUCUGCUGCCUACAGCAGGCCACUGGGUUACUCCUUGACUGCCCUCCCCCCAGGGCUGGACCUGGAGAAGAACUGCAAGGCAUGGCUGGCCACCUGCGUUCCGCCCCCAUUGCUGUCGGUCAGAUGGCGUGGGAGCAUGGGCUUACAAAUGACAAAGCUGGGCACUGUGGGGUGACUUGGUGGGAAGGCUCUGGGUGGCUUUCCAUCCACCAUAGACAGGACCAGUUCAGCUGCAGGUUCCUUCCCAGGCGCUCCGUGCAAGCGGGGCAUCGGGGUCUCAGGCAGCUCUUCUGCGUGGAUUAGUGGUGCAAGUUCAAGGCAUCGGAGAAAGGGUUUUUUGAAGGCUCCCAUUGCCUGCAUGGCAGUUUGCCCGAUUAAGGAUGUGUUGCUAUCGCCUCCAUGACAAGGACAGAGCCUGUAAAUCCCACCUGCAGUGCUGGCUACUAUGGCACAUGGAAGGGUUUGGAUCAUGACUAAAGCAAACUGAACUGAGUUUAGAAGGGAAAAUCCACCGCCUCCCCCACUCCCUGCGGCUCUGGCGAGGUUCAUUCUCGAGCUACUCUUGUUGGGGGUUUUGGUUUGGUUUUGUUUUUUCCUGUAUGAUUUUUGAGUAGCAACUAAAACAAGGUGCCUAAAGUUGACCUGCUCUGUGCUCUGUAGUAGGCUGCAGCCGCAUAGCUCCGAGAAGGCAGCAUCCAGGACAGCAGGGCGCGCCUGCUUGAUGACACUCAUACAUGCCCCUCCCCUCCCUGGCAAUAGCAUAAGUACAGCUCAUCACGCCAUGGGCAAACCUCAACCAGACCUUUCCCCCUUCACUCUAGCUGCCCCUAACCUGGCAGCUUUGGUCCCCUCGCUGCUUCUUCAGCUGUCUGCCCACUGCAAGAAUCCAUCUUCCUCUGACGUAGCUGGGACUGGCCAGUUGUAGACAGGCCUGGGUAGACCAUUAGGUUGAUUCACUCUGGCAAGCCCUUUGUUUAGCACAGCCAGGGCUGUGGGGCAGGCUGCAGGCAGCGCCGAUGAGAAUGCAUAGGGCUGAGUAGCUGUUGGGGGCUUCACCUGAAUUCUGUCCAUUAGGGAGGGAGAGGCAUGGCUUAGUGGGUACAUUCUGCGACUGGGAGCCCAGGGUCUCCUGUGUUCCAAUCCCAGCUCUGACUCCAGAUCGUGCAAUGCUAGUCAUUUCUUUCUCCUUUCUGCCUCUGUUUCCCCAUCUAGUGUCAGGAUGGUUAACUAGUUAUGUUUGUGGAAUGUGCUGGAUGCAAUAUUAUUAGGUGUAUUAUCACAGUGCCCAGGGGCCUUAACUGAGAUCAGGGCUGCAGGGUGCUGCACAGACACACGUAGUAGGAGAGAGCCCCUGCUCCAAAGAGCUUACAGUCUAGAGGGAAACUGAGACCCAGAGAAGGGAAGGAACUUGCCCAGGGUCACCCCGUAGGGAAGUUCAGAGUGGGCUUUAAAUUGCUACUACUUGAUUGAGUUCGGGACUCAGAGAGAAACGGAGAAGGGGGAGCAAAAUUAGAGCCUGAAAGUUCAGCCUGGACUCCCCCAAAUUUGGGGGCACUUGGAGCUAGGGUUUGGGUUCAAACUCACCUCUCGGAAACACAUUUUGUGGAAACCCCCGAAGUUGGGGAAGCCUCAACAUUUAACAGCAAAAAUGUCAGAGUUUCUACAACUCAAGAUCUCCUGCCUGACCAUCUUGUGCCAUCAGCCUGCUCUUUAAUAGAGGCUGUAAAGCCACUGUGCUGUUGGGGCAUUAACAGCUCCCACACAGCCCCCUUCAGUUCUGUCCCACUUCUUAGGGGACAGUCCCGCAGAGGGCAGACCCAGAGAGAAAAGGCCCACAGAGUGACCAGGACCAGCCAGGAUCUGUGUCCUAGGGCUCAGCUGCCACAUGGAUUGAAACAGGUUCAAUCUCCCCACCUGGCUGCCAGAGAAGAGUGAAUAGCUAGAACCUCUCCAUGCCCAUCCCCAUGCUGAGCAAGGGGCAGUGCUGAUGGGGGCCGAAUGGGAGACCCUGGAGACCAGGAAGCAGAGAACGUAGAAGAUUGAAUGGAGGAGAUCAAAAGGAGUUACAGAUUCCAAGGACAGAGGGGACCAUUGUGAUCAUCUAGUCUGACACCUGGAUAACAGGCCAGAGACCUGCCCCCAAUAAUUCCUAGAGCAGAGCUUUGAGAAAAACAUCCAGCGUUGCUUUAAAAAUGAUCUGUGAUGGAGAAUCCACCAUGACCCUGGUAAAUGGUUCCAAUAGCUCCAACUGGGAAGCAGGGGAAACCCCCAGGACAGGUGAGGUUAGACUAGGGGAUGUUGGCCUGUACUAUGACACAGAGGGAUAGCUCACCCACUAUGGAUCAGCAAUCGCGGGACCGAUCCCUAGCUGGUGUGAAUCAGCAUCACUCCAUAGGAGUCAGUGGGCCAGAUGCCCAGCUGGUGUACAUUGGAGACCCACUGGAGUUGCAACGUUCCAGCAGCUGUGGAACUGGUCUCUCCAGAGAAGGUAACAGUGAAAUGCGAGUGAAACUGAGGAGGGGACUUGGCAGGGCUUCCCACCAGUGGGCAGAGUCAUUACCAACACCCCACCUCACAGGGAAUACAACACACCUGGGCACCUCCCUCACUGGCAAUCAGCAUGCAAAGGCAUGUCAGAUUGGUGCCACCUCCUUGGCUUGGAUGCUGCCUUUCCACGAGGUGCGCAUAGCUCAGCCAUGGGGAAGCCCGUUUGGCUCCAUAUCCAAGAAGCGCACUCAGGUUGCAGUGAAUUUUGGUUCAUUUUGAUGGUACUGUAACUGCCCCCCGAUGGUCUGACCGCUCCCAAACUCGUGUGUCUGGUGUAUCUGUGUAGCGGUGACCCCUCCUCCUCUCUGACUGUAACCUUCGUCCUCUUCAGCCCACGCCCAUUU
This is a messenger RNA of Trachemys scripta elegans, 10095 nucleotides long. It is a transcript of the gene EVI5L, whose product is annotated as ecotropic viral integration site 5 like. The transcript is spliced from 20 exons. NCBI's taxonomy places the organism in Eukaryota, Metazoa, Chordata, Testudines, Emydidae. The record is from RefSeq and is a predicted model, not a curated record. The coding region runs from base 243 to 2753 and encodes 836 amino acids.